Spirodela intermedia is the source of this 1932-nucleotide messenger RNA. The record is from the annotation of a GenBank genome assembly. NCBI's taxonomy places the organism in Eukaryota, Viridiplantae, Streptophyta, Magnoliopsida, Alismatales, Araceae.
AUGUCUCCUAACCUGGAAAGCCCAGUUCAGACUCAAAUGGCUGUUGCAGUCCUGAACCGUGUUCUGACCAGAGAGCACCAUGCCAACUUAUCUGACAGCAAACCUGCUGGUAGAAGACGUGUAUUUGUGCAAACUGAUACAGGAUGUGUCCUAGGCAUAGAGCUGGAUCGCAGUGACAAUGCCCAUACUGUCAAAAGGAGGUUGCAGGUGGCGCUCAAUGUCCCCACGGAGGAGAGCUCUCUCACUUUUGGUGACAUGGUCCUCAAGAAUGAUCUCAGUGCUAUCCGCAAUGAUUCCCCGCUGCUUCUCACCAGGAACUUUAUGCACAGGAGCUCAUCCACUCCAUGCCUAUCACCCAAUGGCAAGGAUCUUCAGCAGAGGGAUAGAAGUGGCCCCAUCGAAAUCCUUUGCUGCUCUAGGGACUGUGCUGAAACAAAACAUCUUGUGAAGACUGCUAUGAAGGCUAUUGAGAGUGGUGUGGAUCCCAUCCCCGUGCACAGUGGUCUUGGAGGUGCGUACUAUUUCAGGAACUCCAGUGGUGAGAGUGUUGCUAUUGUGAAACCAACAGAUGAGGAGCCAUUUGCCCCAAACAAUCCGAAAGGAUUUGUGGGCAAAGCCCUUGGCCAACCUGGUCUCAAGCGUUCGGUGCGUGUUGGGGAAACAGGGUUCAGGGAGGUUGCUGCGUAUCUUCUGGAUCAUGGCCAUUUUGCUAAUGUUCCUCCUACUGUUCUUGUCAAGAUUAACCAUUCCAUCUUCAACAUCAAUGAAGUCAACGGUAGUUGUAGCAAGGCUCAUGAUAGAAGGCGGAAGGUUGUCAGUAAGAUUGCAUCGUUCCAACAGUUUAUUCCUCAUGAUUAUGAUGCCAGUGACCAUGGAACAUCAAGCUUUCCUGUUGCUGCUGUGCACCGGAUUGGUAUUCUCGAUAUAAGAAUCUUCAAUACGGAUAGACAUGCUGGUAAUCUGCUAGUGAGGAAGCUUAAUAAUGGUGCUAGUGCGAUUGGAGGUCAGGUGGAGCUCAUCCCCAUUGACCACGGUCUUUGCCUUCCUGAGAGCCUUGAGGACCCCUACUUUGAAUGGAUCCACUGGCCCCAGGCUUCAAUUCCGUUUUCUGAGGAAGAACUCGAAUACAUUGCCAAUCUUGACCCCAUUGAGGAUUCGGAAAAGCUUCGGACAGAGCUGCCGAUGAUACGUGAAGCAUGCCUGCGGGUUCUAGUCCUCUGUACUAUCUUCCUCAAGGAGGCAGCGGCUUUCGGCCUUUUCCUUGCUGAGAUCGGUGAGAUGAUGAGCCGGGAGUACAGAGGGGCCGAGGAGGAGCCGAGUGAGCUCGAAGUUGUCUGCAUGGAAGCCAGGAGACUUAUUGGCGAGAGGGAGUCAUUUCCUCCAGUUGAAACAGGGGAGGAAGAACACUUCCUGUUCGAUUUAGACGGCGAAGAUGAUGAAUCAUUUCCGUUAAAAGCAUCCUCCAAUUACCACUUUGGACUCAAGGCUGGUGUCCCCCGAAACCCUCUGUCAAAGCUCGAGGAGAGCAUGGAGGAAGGAGAUGGGAAUGAAGACGGCACCGUGGAAGAGGAGAGUGGUCACUCCACACCGUCACUUUCGUUUGGCCAACUGCCUACCAUCAACAAGCUCUCCUUGUCGCUGAAGGUCAUCGGGCUUGGUGGCAAUAGUCAGUAUCUUGCAGGCGGUGCAAAGAAGUCCGGCAAUGGCCAGGGCAGCUCAGGCGGUGGCGGGGGCAUCUGGAGCAGCCGGAGCGCCAAUGAGCAGCUGCCGGUGAGCGGCUGCUUUGUGAAGCUGGCCGACAUGGGGCACGAGGAGUGGGGGGCUUUCCUAGACAAGUUCCAGGAGCUGCUGCUGGGGGUGUUCCGUGGGCGCAAGUCUGUGGCCCCAGGCCAGCGGCAGAGGCAGAGGCUGGGAACUUCUUGCCAGUUUUGA